Messenger RNA from Chanos chanos (milkfish), 4134 nucleotides. RefSeq names its product Ras association (RalGDS/AF-6) and pleckstrin homology domains 1a (gene raph1a). The record is from RefSeq and is a predicted model, not a curated record. NCBI's taxonomy places the organism in Eukaryota, Metazoa, Chordata, Actinopteri, Gonorynchiformes, Chanidae. Gene Ontology annotation, cellular component: cytosol; plasma membrane. Gene Ontology annotation, biological process: signal transduction. The coding region runs from base 1 to 4134 and encodes 1377 amino acids. The transcript has 14 exons.
AUGGAGCAGCUGUCAGAUGAAGAGCUGGAUCAUGCAGCGGAGGAGGACAGUGAUAAGGAGGAUCAGGACCUGGAUAAAAUGUUUGGAGCCUGGCUCGGCGAGCUCGACAAACUCACACAGAGUUUGGAUGAUGGGAGGCCUGAGAGGGUGCAGAAAGCUCCACUCAGACAAGAGACAAACUUGGCCAACUUCUCCUACCGCUUCUCUGUGUAUAACAUAAACGAGGCUCUUAACCAGGGGGACGGUGUGGAUCUAGAUGCUUUAAUGGCAGACCUGUGCUCUAUUGAACAAGAACUGAGCACCAUCGGCAAGUCCAGCAGCGGUUCCUCCCGCCUUGCCGUCCCCGGCGAUACCAAAGUCCGACAGAAGCCCCCGGCUGGGCGCAGCAGCAGCACCAAACACACGAGCAGCGGAGGAAGCGGGAGCAGCUGCGGAAGCGCCUCCAGCAGCACCCGAGUUUCCCCCGCGUCCACCGUCAGGGUGGGCCACGCCCAGAGCCGCCCACCUCUCGCCUCCAACUUCUCCCUGGACGACAUCACCGCCCAGCUGGACAGGGCUUCGCAGAGCAUGGACGAGGCCGCCAGGCAAAGCUCCACCUCCUUAGCUUCCACCAGCUCCGCCCCCUACUCCACCUCCACGACGCGGAGGCCGGCCGGCAAGCAGCACAGACGCACGGGCUCGGUAGGCACGGUCAGCGAGCACGAGGUCCGAGCCAUCACCUUCUCGUCGCGGUCCAGCAUCAACUCCGCGUCCGCCUCCAGCAUGGACUCACUGGACAAAUCGCCUGAACCAGACGGGCUGCAGCUCCACCACGGGCAGGAUUUGCCCAACUCGGAGCACUCAUAUCUGGACAGGCAGACCUCUCUGAUUCUGAAAAACAGUGCAGGAAAACCUUCUCACUUGCUGACCAAGGAGGAACAGGCUGCCAAACUGAAAGCGGAGAAGAUUCGGGUGGCCCUUGAGAAGAUCAAGGAGGCUCAGGUUAAAAAGCUGGUGAUCAGAGUGCACCUAUCAGACGAGAGCUCCAAGACCAUGAUGGUGGACGAGCGUCAGACGGUGAGACAGGUGCUGGACAGCCUGCUGGAUAAGUCUCACUGCGGAUACAGCCCAGACUGGGCCCUGGUGGAAAUCAUCACAGAGCUUCAGAUGGAGCGGAUCUUCGAGGACCACGAGAACCUGGUGGAGAAUCUGCUCAACUGGACCCGAGACAGCACCAACAGGCUCAUGUUCAUUGAACGCAUCGAGAAAUACGCGCUCUUCAAAAACCCUCAGAACUAUCUGCUAGGGCGGAAGGAGACGUGUGAGAUGGCAGACAGAAACAAAGAAGCUCUACUGGAGGAGUGUUUCUGUGGCAGCUCCAUCAGUGUGCCUGAAAUGGAGGGAGUACUAUGGCUGAAGGAAGAUGGAAAGAAGUCAUGGAAAAAGCGCUACUUCCUCUUACGAGCCUCUGGAAUCUACUAUGUGCCAAAGGGCAAAGCCAAGGCCUCCAGAGACCUGGUGUGUUUCCUCCAGCUGGACCACGUGAAUGUGUACUAUGGGAAGGACUACCGUAGCAAGUACAAGGCCCCAACUGACUAUAGCAUGGCUCUUAAGCACCCCCAGAUUCAGAAGAAAUCUCAGUACAUCAAGUAUCUGUGCUGUGAGGAUAUCAGGACCCUGCAUCAGUGGAUCAACGGAAUUCGCAUUGCCAAGUACGGGAAGCAGCUGUAUAUAAACUACCAGGAGGCCAUGAAGCGCACAGAAGCUGCCCAAGACUGGUCCUCUCUGUCCAGCUCCAGUAUGAAGUCUGGCUCCAGCUCCUCCAGUCUCCCAGAGUCACAGUCCAACCACUCCAGCCAAUCAGACAGCGGCGUCUCAGAGACCACUUCCUCCGGCCACGUUCGUUCUCAGAGUGCCGUCAGCUCCAUUUUCUCUGAGGCCUGGAAGAGAGGAACACAAAUAGAAGAGACCACCAAGGUCAGAACGGAUUCGGCCCCGCCUCCACAACCUACUCGGGCAUCCUACCCCCUCCAACUGCCACACAUGCCCCUUCCCACAGGUCACAGCAGUUACACCGCUGUUUCCCCACAGUCCUCCUCUUCUUCUCCUCCAUCACCACCUCCUCCUCCUCCGCCACCUCCCCCUCUCCCUAACCCCACCUACCCGUCUAAUCCCACGCUGUUCAAAUACAGCACCAUUGCCCGUCUGCAGAAUAUCACCCAGCCCCCCAACCACUACAAACAGCCCCCCCUGGUGGCACAACAACAACAGCAGCAGCAGCAACAGAUGCCUCCAGCACCCCCUCCGCAGUGCGCUAAGCCGCUCCUCAGCAACAUGAUGUCAGCUGACACUGCGCCUCCUCCGCCUCCACCCCCUCCUCCUCCUCCGAUACCCACGCCGGGGUCUGCCAUGGCGGUGCUAAAAAUGGGACCCCCCAGCCCUGGUCUACCUCAGUAUAUCCCACCUCCACCCACACAAGAAGACGAGCUACCACCCCCACCUCACCCACAAAGCAACGGUGUCAUGCUCCCACUGCCUCCCCCUGAGCAGCCCAAAUACCCGCCUCUUAGCACCAACGGCCUACAGCAGUUCUUAGCCCAGAAGUUUCCCAACAUGACCUACGACUUCUCGCCCGAUGGUCAAGAAGAAGCACUCCCUCCCCCACCACCUCCACAGCCUCCACAAUGUUUCUCACCCCCACCUCCUCAGCAGGCACCGGGACCUCCCCCCGCACCACCCAAAACCUUCUCUGGUGGCUUCCCUCCCCAGACUGCGCCUAAACCCUCUGGUCCUGGGCUCUCCAUGUCUCCCGUCUCCCCUUUAGCCCCUCCGCUGUCCCCAACCCCACCUCACUCUUCUGGUACAAUGAAAAAGCAACAGAGUCUCUCCUCUGCUCACAGUCCCAACCAGCCACCUCCAACUCUGCCCAAACAGCACAGCGUAUCCUCCAAAGCUGCAACCUUGUCUGGGUCCUCCACUCCGUCUUUGGUUAAACAAAUAGUCAGCCAGUUUCCAGUUACUUUGGAUGGUUCCAAAAGCCCCUUGUCCCCUCCUGUGGUUAAAACCAAACCCAGAUGGCAGCCUGGCGGAUCAGCUCAACCUCAGUCUCCUGAAUUCCCGCCUCCUCCACCAGAGAGCAGCCUGGAUUUUCCACCACCCCCUCCUCCGCCACCUGCUCCAAGUCCUCCACCUGCCCCCCUGCAGCCGGCCAAAACAGGCUCGCCGAUCAAGAAGUCGCCCUCCACGUCCUCUACAUCCUCCGUGGGCUCUGCGGGAAAACGACCGCCCCCGACGCCUCAGCGCAACUCCAGCGUGAAGACCAGCUCAUCCGUGGAAUAUCAAGAAUCCAAGAAAGUGGAGGACCUGGUGAGCAUGUUCGCUCAGCCCGGCCAGACGUCCAGCAACUCCUUCUCUUCUCCCUCCUCCACGACGGGUUCGCCGUCCAAGGACUCGUUGUCUGGGCCUCGCGCUCACUCGAAGCCUGGCAAGAUCAACAUAGCCAACCUGCCCCUGGCUCUUCAGGGCAAACAGGGCCAGUACAGGCAGUCCAGCACGGACUUCCCCUCUCCGCCUCCUGAGACCGAUUUCUUCCCUCCCCCUCCGCCCGACUCUGAGCUACUGCCUCCACCGCCGUUGCCGUCGGAGCUACACCCCACCACUCCGAAAGUGGCCGUGGUCAACCCUCAGCCCCAGUUAUCCUCCUCCACGUCGUCGUGGAAACAGAGUUCGCUGAAGAAGACGCCUCCUCCUACUAUGCAGCGCCGGAGCAGCGGCCCCACCGAGCCUCUGGCUCUCUCCCCUCCCCCCCAGCAGAUUCCCCUGGCCCCAUUCGGCUCUCAGAUCCCUCCCACCUCACCCAAAGGCUCGCUCGCCAUCCAGCCCAACUUCCUGGAGGACCUUAACAGAACUCUCAAGAGGAAGUCCAUGACCAGGCACGGCUCGCUCACUUCGUCCCGUAUCUCGGCUAAGCUGGAGCCCGUGGCCACCAUGGACGACAUGGCAUUGCCGCCCCCACCCCCCGAAUUGCUAAUGAGCCAGCAGAAACGGACUGGCUACACCAACACCAACAUCUCAGGCUAUGCAACGUUACGGCGGGGGCCUCCGCCAGCUCCACCCAAACGGGACGAAAAUACCAAACUGACUAGAGAGUGGUAG